Halichondria panicea is the source of this 2132-nucleotide messenger RNA. RefSeq lists its product as uncharacterized. The transcript is spliced from 9 exons. The record is from RefSeq and is a predicted model, not a curated record. NCBI's taxonomy places the organism in Eukaryota, Metazoa, Porifera, Demospongiae, Suberitida, Halichondriidae. The coding region runs from base 98 to 2011 and encodes 637 amino acids.
UGUCUUACUAUUGUGAUCUUUAAUUAAAAUUUAAUACUAAAUCUAGAAUGUGAUUCAUUUUUCUACUACAUAGCUAGCUUGGCACACCUAUGCUUUGAUGGAUGAUUACACUAGUUUGACAUUUCUUCUAUUUGUGGGGACGUUCACCAUAGCUGUAAAAGCCCAGCAGUUUACAAUUGAGCCCGAGUCAGUGGUACAAGCCGAGGGAUUAUUGGCAGAGUUUGAGUGCCUGUCUCCUGGAGCACUAACUCAUCCUUGGUUUGUGAAUGGCAUUGAGUCUACAAGCCCUGACUUCUCAUCUGAAAUCAAAGUAGCUGGAGGCACUUCAGGUCUUCCCUCAGUGUUAACUAUCCCAGCUAGCUUACAGUUCAACAGCAGUGUCGUUCAGUGUGCAGCCGUUUCAGUGACUGGUGGAGUCUUAUCAAGGAAUGCAACGUUGAAAGUUGAGCGUGUAUCUAUUGAAGUGCUGAAUGAUGAAACCAUUACCGUCUCUGUGACCAAUAACUUCACAAUAAAUAUCCUCUCCUAUCAUGUGGACAUCUUUCUCACUACUCUGGGCUCUAAUAAGAUGGUUACACUCCCUCCUCUAUAUGGGAUUCAAAAUCAAACACAGUUUAAUUACGGGCAACCUGAUAACCACACUGUCUGUGAUAUAUUCACCUUCACUGUGACUCCAAUUAGCGAGUCAGGAAUGGAAGGAAGAUCCAGUGAACCAGUAAUUUACUUCUUUACAGCAAUUAGAGAUAAUAACAAUGUCACUUCCCUCAUCAGUCAGGGAGGAAAUGUGUUGACGAAAAUAGUACAUCUCAGUGGUAUGGUACCCAACUGUACCAACUUCACCUCCUACCAAGUGACCUCUGACAUAUUGGCACCCAUCAAUAAGACCAUCGAAGACCCCCACAUGAUAAGUUUCUCUCUUCCCACUGACCAGAUAAUCAACAUCUCUGUGACACUUACUUCGAUCACGGGUGUACGUCUCAUAUUCAAGGACAUGCUAAUCAGAACAACUGAUGUUCAAAAUUUGAUUGUAGACGUUUGCCCUAAAGAAAACUGUGCAAGUAUUGAGUAUGUUGAAGGUACCCUCUCUCCCGGAGCUCUUCUCUGUGUGAUACGUAUCAUUGAUGGAGAGUUGGAUUUUCCAAGCACAAGACUAGUGCCAAUUCGACGGAAUAUGAGUGACAAUUUUACCAUCCCGGUGACUGUUAGUGGAAAUUACAGUGUGGUUGCAUUUGACCUUGAGAACAACAAUUUGAGUGUACCAAGAAUCCCCAUUUCUAUAGCGGCCAACGAUGAAACUAUAUUUUUGCUCAAUAAAUCUUCCACUGAACCAAAUUUUCCACCUAAUACUAAGGACAUCACUGUCACUAAACUAUCGAAUGGGAGUGCUGAAGUAACCUGCACUAUCACUGGCCAGAGUUGUCUAGCAUUGUUUCAAUCUACAAACUCUCCAACCUCUCUUGAUCCAAUGGUGAUGAUUGGUUUUAUUGAACCACCUAAUGACAGAACCACUGUCACUCUUGAUGCCACUUCCGAUAUUCAUGUGGUAGUGUACACUUGGAACAGUGAUUCUAGUGAGACAAUCUUUGAUGGGAAGGUAUCCUUCAUCAGUCCUCUCCCUACACGAGUACCUGACAGUACAGAGUUUGGAUCUCUGCCCAUACUAAUAGCAGGUAUCAUCACUGUGGCUGUGGUACUGCUUCUCCUGGUAGUCAUUGUAACUAUAGUAGCCGUAGUUAUUGUGAAGAGAAAACGAAGCCGUUUUACAGAAUCAAAUGGGAGAGUAGAUUGGUCAUCAACAUUUGCAGGAAUUGAGCAGCCCAACGAAGCUUAUGCUCCAGUACUUAAGAGGAACAUUGCCUAUGAGCAAACAAAGAAACCAUGGGGACAGAGGAUCGAUGACUCACAAGCCCCGGCAACAACAGAGGGAGAGUAUGCCAGCAUUGAGCCAGUUCAUGUGUACGAAGAUGUGUUGCCUCAGAGAAAAGCAAGUCGUAUUAACAUUAACUUAUAGUUUUGUACCAGAUUUUACCCCUUAUAACUAUUAAUUAACUUAUAAUUUUGUCCCACACAGUUGUGUAAUUGUACAAUGUCAAGGGGAUAUGAAGAGAAGAGGGCAUGCAAAUCACUAUUAU